AGAAAAGUUCCUUGCCACUUGAAAGCACAAGUACAAAACUACCAUUAACAAUGCAGAAGAAAGACGGCCAGGCAAACGUAUUGAAAUACGUUAGUUUGGUAACACUUACUCUCCAAAAUGCCAUAUUAGGAUUGAGUAUGCGUUAUGCCAGAACUCGAGAAGGUGAUAUGUUCCUGUCUUCAACAGCUGUGUUGAUGUCUGAAGUAGUCAAGCUAAUGACUUGCCUAGUUUUUGUCUAUCUAGAAUCCGGAGGAAUGGUGCAAUUACUCCAAACUUUGGACAAGCAGAUCAUCAAACAGCCUAUUGAUACUCUGAAAAUUUGUAUUCCUUCUUUUGUAUACCUUGUACAAAAUAAUUUGUUGUAUGUUUCUGCAUCACAUUUGGAUGCAGCAACUUAUCAGGUAACCUAUCAACUGAAAAUCCUCACAACUGCCCUAUUUUCGGUAUUUAUACUAAGGAGAGAACUUCUCCGAACCCAAUGGAUCUCACUCCUCACCCUCGUAAUAGGAGUCGUCUUAGUACAGCUAGCACAAUCGGAUGACAAACCAUCAACCACCGGCCCAGAACAGAACCACUUCAUCGGGUUCAUGGCAGCUCUGACUGCCUGUUGUCUGUCCGGUUUCGCGGGAGUUUAUUUCGAAAAAAUGUUGAAAGGUAGCGAUGUAACUGUGUGGAUGAGAAAUGUCCAGCUUUCAUUUUGUUCCGUGCCAUUCGGACUGUUGUCUUGCUACGUUUACGAUGGCAGAAUAAUCAGAGAAACUGGGUUUUUCUUUGGUUACGAUAAAUUUGUGGCUUACCUGGUUGUGCUGCAAGCUUGUGGAGGGCUGAUAGUUGCUGUAGUUGUGAAAUACGCAGAUAACAUCCUCAAAGGUUUUGCCACUUCUUUAGCCAUAGUUAUUUCCUGUGUAGCUUCAAUUUAUUUAUUUGAUUUCGAAUUGUCCAUGCAGUUCACUCUUGGUGCUGCUUUUGUGAUAUUCUCCAUAUUUUUGUAUGGAUACAUUCCCAAGAAGCCUGUUAUAACUGGGCCAUACAAGGUGUAGUAUUAUUCGGAACAAUGAACUGGUGCUUUCAGGAUAUCAUGUUGAUACUGUGUUAG
Molecule: messenger RNA, 1096 nt
Organism: Phaedon cochleariae (mustard beetle)
Lineage: Eukaryota; Metazoa; Arthropoda; Insecta; Coleoptera; Chrysomelidae
Source: the annotation of a GenBank genome assembly